CGGCUUGCAGACAUCGACCCGGACCACCGACCACAGUUGCGGCCACACGGCGUAGCAACAACUGCACAUCAUGGUCCCGCAAGGACGGGUUGGCCUCGACCCCAAUGUGACGUGGGCCAACUGAUGGAUCCUUUAUGCGCGCCCUUCUUCAACUCAAUUGCCCUCGCGGGCUCUCGCCAUUCAUUGGAAUCAUUGCCAAACAUCCGCGCCACAGCUGAACGAUAUCCCGACGUCUUAUCACGUUGCUUAUAUGCCAAUCGCCAGGGACACCUCUAUUCUGGGUUCGCCUGCGUCCUCUGA
Molecule: messenger RNA, 300 nt
Organism: Colletotrichum tamarilloi
Lineage: Eukaryota; Fungi; Ascomycota; Sordariomycetes; Glomerellales; Glomerellaceae
Exons: 1
Source: RefSeq, a predicted model, not a curated record